GGUUUGAACCGCGGCUAAAACCUAUCUAAUUCCAGUUUAAUGCUCCCCAGCUCUGAACUGCCGAUUCCGACCGGUGGCCAGCGUACCAUUAGCCCAUAUUAUAUAGAGAAGAGCUCUUUCCAGUUGUUCUCUGUCAAAAAAAAAAAAAAAAAAGAGGCCAUGGCUGCAGUUAGUGCUUUCACUCUUCUCCGGAAUCGUGGAAUUAGUACAAGGGCAUUCUCAAAUGUGAAAUCUUCCCCAAGACCCAUCUCUUAUAUCAACUACAAAUUCCUUCUUUCUAUUCAGUCUCGCAGGUCUCUGUUUCGCACUACUGUGAUUAAUGAUGAAGAGGCAUCUGCCCAAGAAGCUGCAGCCAGUGCUGAGAGUGGAGCUCCAACCAUUUUUGACAAGAUCAUAGCAAAGGAAAUACCUUCGUCCAUUGUAUAUGAGGAUGACAGAGUCCUUGCUUUUCGGGAUGUUAAUCCUCAGGCUCCUGUUCAUGUUUUAGUCGUUCCAAAGUUCAGGGAUGGAUUGACACAACUUGGGAAGGCUGAAAGAAGGCACAGGGAGAUCCUAGGUGAACUUCUCUAUGCUGCCAAAAUAGUGGCUGAAAAAGAAGGCAUCCUUGAUGGCUUUCGUGUUGUUAUCAACAACGGUCCCAGUGCUUGUCAAUCUGUUUAUCAUCUGCACUUGCACGUCCUUGGGGGCAGGCAAAUGAAAUGGCCACCUGGUUAAAGAUUUUUAAGCAAACUCGUUGAAGCCUGAUUAUAUCAUUUUCUCCUCUUUAUUUUCUCUUUAAGCCUUCAAUAUUGUGAACAACUUACCAGUUUUAAUGCAUCUUUUUGAGCAUUGUGACGAGAUGGCACUAUUCCUAUAAGUUGUAGCCUGCACUAGCGGCUUUUCUCGAGUUUA
Hevea brasiliensis (rubber tree) is the source of this 891-nucleotide messenger RNA. Its product is annotated as 14 kDa zinc-binding protein. Lineage: Eukaryota; Viridiplantae; Streptophyta; Magnoliopsida; Malpighiales; Euphorbiaceae. The transcript has 6 exons. Gene Ontology annotation, biological process: purine ribonucleotide metabolic process; sulfur compound metabolic process. The record is from RefSeq and is a predicted model, not a curated record. Gene Ontology annotation, molecular function: adenylylsulfatase activity. Gene Ontology annotation, cellular component: cytoplasm. Bases 40 to 714 code for a protein of 224 amino acids.